This is a messenger RNA of Carica papaya (papaya), 1059 nucleotides long. NCBI's taxonomy places the organism in Eukaryota, Viridiplantae, Streptophyta, Magnoliopsida, Brassicales, Caricaceae. The record is from RefSeq and is a predicted model, not a curated record.
GAUAAUAAUUUCCUUAUUUCUGCUAAUGUUUAGAUUCCCAUGAACAAGAAGAAUAAGAAAGAGAGAUACCAAGAGGAGUUGGAAGAACGGCUUGUGUCCUUGGUUGCGUCUUUAUUUGGUGGAAUUUUGAGGGGUUCAAGGAGAGAAAGAUUAUUGAGCAAAUUUGUUGAGAAUGAGUACGAGAAGAUUGACCGGCUUAUGGAACUCUAUAUAAGAUACUCUAAUAGAAUUAAAGCAGAAACCGAAAGGCUGGACCAACUUGAGCUUGAUGAUCUCGAGAUGGAUGAAGAAGAAAGGUACAACCGAAAGCUAGAAUCUGGACUCUACACUCUUCAGGUUAAGCUUUUUUACCUUGUUUCUGUUCCUUAUCAAUUAUUUGUGAAACUAAUGCUAGAGGUGCUUGGUAGAAUCUUGUAAUUACUUGGCAUGCAUCAUGCAGUGAGUGCUUUGCUAGGAUCACUUUCCUCACUGAUGGAAUACAUCAAUCUACCACAAGCAGGAAGCUUAAAAGGAUGGGAACUUUAGUCUAAAUUAUUAUCGGACAGACUUAUGCAUAGUUUGCUUAUAACAGUAUCUCAGAGAAUACUUCUAAUUAAAUAAUUUAUGGUGCAUGCACAAUAUGAUCCAUUUGUAGAUUCAUGAUCGGAUGUCUUAUAUUAGAUCACUGCACUUGGCAGUGCAAUUUUUUUAUGCAUCUUUUAUUUUACAAAUUAGUGGGAAUUUUUGGGGGGAACAAUGAACAUAAACUGUUAUUUCUGGGUUUUGGGGGCCGGGGUCUUAUACUUGGACUGGAAUGCCAGAACUUUGGAAGAUUAUUCCCAACCACCCCACUUCUUUGGGGCAGAAUGGUGAUUUUGGUUAGCCAUGGCCUGAACCUUAUGGUUUCUUCUGGGGUUUCUUUUUAUACUUUGUCAAGGGAUUGGUUAUUCUUUUAUAUUGAAAGGAUCUUUUGUGCUUCUUUGUUAUUUCUUCCUCAUUGAAGCGGAUGUGUGAUCCUCCCUUUUGUAGUUUCUUUCUUUCUAUAAUCUUUCUCUUUCAUAUAGAUAUACUUGAAAGCCA